Messenger RNA from Linepithema humile (Argentine ant), 2853 nucleotides. Its product is annotated as SET and MYND domain-containing protein 4-like. The record is from RefSeq and is a predicted model, not a curated record. Gene Ontology annotation, cellular component: cytoplasm; nucleus. NCBI's taxonomy places the organism in Eukaryota, Metazoa, Arthropoda, Insecta, Hymenoptera, Formicidae. Gene Ontology annotation, molecular function: histone deacetylase binding.
CUCUUUCUCACCAAAUAAAAUGAACGGACACGUGUCUCAUUCUUACAAUCGGUUUUGAUAAACACUGAAAGUACAUACAAGACUACGGAGAACUACGGAAAACUGAAGAAGGGGGUAGAAAAGGUACUAGAAGGAAUGACUGUACACGGGCAUCUAUAUACAUGCAUCUGAACCGUUGUAACGUCGUCUUCUCGGUAGCGUUAGUGAACACGUAAUCUUGAGUGACACGCGUUGUGUGUGUUUUUUCAACCGGCAGUUAUACAAGUCACUGAUCAUGUUUCCUACGAUAGACAAGACGUUCUAUCAAAAUGUAGAGGAACAUAAGUUUCCGAGACUCAACAUGCGGUGGAACAGAUACGUCGACUGUUUGACUUAUUUGACGGAAACCUAUGGUCUUCGUAUGGCAGUAAGGAUAAUGGCUCACGAAGGUCAAUUGAUGAAUCAUUUAAUGAACAAUCAGGACAUGCACGAUUCUAUAACGCAGUGGUUACAAUACAAUUACAAUCUAAUAGACAAAAAGAAACACAAAAAAGAUCUGGAUGUCUCGAUAGCUCACAAGUUAACUGGGAACCAAGAGUUUCAGGCGAAAAAUUAUGCUGCAUCUCUGGAAUCAUAUACAAAAAGCGCAAUAUUUGCUCCAUUAGAUAGUGAAGAGUUGUCGAUAGCAAUUGGAAAUAGAUCAGCCUCUCUGUUCCAAUUGAACAGAUUGGUGGACUGCAUCAAAGAUAUCAAAUUGGCGUUAAAAUUUAAUUAUCCUGACCAUUUACGCCACAAGCUGUAUCUGCGUGAGGCUGAGUGUUAUUUAAAAUUAGGUGAAAGAAUACCAGCCAUUGAAGCUGUUAUUAAAGCACGUGCUGUGGUAUCUAUGUUUAAAUCAUGUAAAAACAAAGAACAAUUGCAAAAGAAAUUGAAUGAAGUAAGGUCAAAGGCAUCACAAUUAAAGGAUGAUGCAGAUGAUGCAGAUGAUGCAGAUGAUGAAAAUACUGCCAACACUACAAAUACUACAGAAUUUUCACAGCCUCAAUUCGCAUUCGGUGAAAAUCCGGACUUCCAGUUUGCAUCGGCAGCUGUAUCAUUAGAUGAGACAUUGUCAAAAGGUAGACACGUCGUGGCAAAUAGAGACAUUAAAAAGGGACAAGUUCUUUUCAUUGAAAAGGCUUUCGCCUUUGUUCCAUUGAACAUUUACGAAAUGAAUCAUGUCUGUCACCAUUGUUGUCGCACAAUCACUGCAGAAGUUUGUACACCAUGUACGACUUGUAUCGAUGUUUUAUACUGCGACUUGGAAUGUUUGGAAAAGGCACGUCCAUAUCAUCGCUGGGAAUGUCUCGGCUAUCAAUUGUGUAUCUGGUCUCAGAUCGGAAUAGCAUAUUUGGCCUUGAAAAUGUUAUUCAUCAGUGUACUUACGACCGAUAUUGACAAAUUUAACGACGUACAAGUGCUAAUGACUAAUUUUGACCAAGCUAAUCCAAGCGAUACUAUUUCAUAUGCACUCACAGCAAGUUUGCUUACGCAUUAUCUUUCGGGUUAUACUGACUUUUUCGAAAGUGUCAAUCUUAAAGAAUGCCUAGCAUCGAAGUUCACUGAUGAGCACGAUGGAUUCUCUGCCACCUAUAAUCUCGAUAGAACGUGCCAUCAACGAUUGUUUGUGGGCUCUCUACUAUUGAAGUACAUAUUACAGCUUGUUGCUAAUGGGUACGCUAUUACAAAGAUAAACACGACAUUGAUACCAGAUUCAUGUUUGCGCGUCCAGCAACAAGAUAGAAUAGCAACAGCAAUUUAUCCUACUGCAAGCUUCAUGAAUCACUCGUGUAAUCCUAAUGUAAUAAAUAGCUUCAUGGACGACGUUUUAAUAGUGAAAGCUGUACGUGACAUUAAAGAGAAUGAAGAAAUUGUACAUUGUUAUGGACCUGAUUUUAGAAGAAUGCCAAGAUCAGAGAGACAGGAACGAUUAAAAAGUCAAUAUUGUUUUAAAUGUUCUUGUAACGCAUGCACCAGUCCAGAAUAUAAAUUUUUCUUGGAAAAAUUCAGCGCGUUAAAGUGCCCAGAAUGCAGCGGACCAUUGCGUGAUGCUGACUCUCAAUUUUCCUGUAUGGAUUGUGGAAAAGUAUUCAAAGAAAUUAAUUAUGGGCUCUCUUUAGGACAAGCUAAAAUGUUUUUUGAUGAAGGAGUAACUUUCUUAAACAAUAAUCAGUACCCAGAAGCGAUAAAUAAAUUCAUGCAAUGUUUGUCGAUUAGAAGAGAAAUAUUAUACAAACUUCACAAUGACAUUACCAAAACCUUCGAUUAUAUUGCAAGAGUAUAUGCUAAAGCAGAACAAUGGUUGAAUAGCAUUACAUACAUUGAGUACACCAUGAUAGCCGUCGAAGAAAAAUAUGGUCCCUCGAGUAUAGAAGUCUGUUACGAAUUAAAUAAAUUAACAGAUAUAUGCAUCACCUAUUUGCAGAACGAAAGUAAAACACAAACCAAAUUUUAUAAAAACAUUUUAAAAAAGACACGGCGAUAUUUGAAUAGAUCUCAGGAAAUUGUAGAUCUCGCUUAUGGUCCCUGGAGCGUUCUUCACAAUGAAACUGUCGUCAAGAAGAAGGUUCUUGAGGAUAUCUUGAAAGAUUAUAACGUGUGAUAUGUGACAAUUUUCAACGUAUAACAGAGAAUAAAGAGUGCAGAAGAAAGCACCUUUACAUGCCUUUCCAUAGAUUGGAUUAUAAUAUAGUAUUCAUCUUGGUUAGUCAAUUCAUUAUUUUUAAUCUAUUUACAAUAAUCACUGUUCAAAAUGUACGAAAUUUUGUGACAACUAUCUCAUAUUAUAAAGCUUAUUUUAUUAAGGAUUUAAUAAAGACUGCAUUUUUAGCAUAA